CGGGGUUUCGUAUAUGACACACCACUCAUCUCGUGUCACGCUUCUCAAGCUACGCAUAGUGCUCCCCUUAAGCCUAUGUUGGCCACACGCCACCCCUACUAAAAACAGACCUUUCAGCCUCCAAACUCUACGCUCUUCGUCUUCCCCAACUCAACAACCCGGUUCAGAAAAACAAAAAGGAAACAAGAAUAACCCUUACAAGGGCUGUGUUGGUAAAAAAGGGCAGCCCAGUGCACAUUGGCAUCCCUACUAGGCAAGGGUCCAGGUAAGGGUCCCACCACAAGCGUGUAUAAGGAGCAAGCCUUCCCUUGUCAUUUUUUACAAGAGGCUGCUCCCCAGACUUGAACCCGUGACCACUGAGUCACACAGCAACACCGUAACUGGUGCGCCAAGGCUCCCCUUCCGUACAGGGCUGUGUUGGCAAACUAUUGUGGAAGAACAAGAAAUAGAGUUUAAGGGGAUUCUGGCAAGUUGAAUCUUAUUGGUGAAAGAUGGAUUCAGAAGGUCCGGCAGCUCCAGUGAUGGAAAAGGGCAGCACUCCUCCAGAGACAGUUUUGACCGGGGAUCAUCUUACCAAGAAGAAGCAAGGGAAAGUUCCUAAAAGAGCUCACAAGGCAGAGAGAGAAAAAAUGAAGCGUGAUCAUUUGAAUGAUCUAUUUCUUUCUUUGGCCAAUGCUCUUGAACUUUCAGAACAAGUAAAUGGAAAGGCCUCAAUAUUGAUCGAGGCCACUAGAAAUGUGAAAGAGUUGUUAGCUCAAAUCGAGCAGCUCAAAAGAGAAAGCGAGGCUUUGUUGUCCGAAACCCAAUAUGUGAGCAUGGAGAAAAAGGAACUGGAGGAUGAGAAUUAUGUUAUGGAGGCAAAGAUUAGCGAUCUCCGAAGGGAGAUCGAGGAGAGGGCGGCAGCAGAAUCGAAUCUUGAUCUAAAUCUAGCUCCUCCGGGAUACAAGGAGCAGCAGAAAGCAGAAGUGAUGACGAUUAACCCAGUUUACGUUUAUCCCAUCUGUCCUAAUCCUGAACUUUACCAAGAUGGGGAGGACCCCGUCCCUUUACCCCCUUCUUCCGUGAGUAAACCCCGGGCUAGAUAUCCAUCUCCGUCUGAUGAAUGGUCGUCUCAGAUUCUUAACAAUCAUCCUCUGUCAGGGGAGGAACUUCAGGGUGGUAGCGAUAACAGUGGAUUUGUUAGGAGUUAGGCCUUAAUAGCAGCCAGCGUAUAUACGUUACAUGUAAUGUAGUAGACAAGUAGUUAACUAAUCGUCUUAAAAUGGCCUCAUUUUUGUGUUUAUAUUUCUGCUCUAAGAAUAUAAAGAUGAAACGGAUUACGGAGUAUUUAUUUUCUAUUUUUCUGGCUUACAUUUUAUCA
Cuscuta europaea is the source of this 1360-nucleotide messenger RNA. The record is from the annotation of a GenBank genome assembly. Lineage: Eukaryota; Viridiplantae; Streptophyta; Magnoliopsida; Solanales; Convolvulaceae.